AUCUCACAGUGACAGCUGUCACGUCCAGUCGGAUUGCAUUGUGUUGGACUGCCCCCGAUUCUACCCGUAAUGCUCGUUUUGAGCACUUCAUUUUACACUGGGUGGAUCUAGUCUCUGGCAGAGGCCAUGCCAUUCGCUUGGACAAGAUGAAUCGGAGCGCUGUGAUUGGUGGGUUGGCAGCGUAUCAUGCUCACAGGAUCACAGUUGUGUCCGUCACGGCUCAAGGUGUGGAAAGCUCUGACAGUCGGUCCGUGACUGUUAUCACAGAGGUUAGUCCUCCACGCCGGGUCUCGGUUGAUGCUGUGGGGCUGGAGAACAUGACUGUGUGCUGGUGGCCUUCACUGGACGAAGAUGUUGGCAAAUAUUACAUUCGGCUCCACCCACAAACAAAUCAGGCUCAGACUGGUGAAUUCUGGAUAAAUGGCUCCACCUGCAUCUCGCUUACACAGCUCAAGUCAGGCGGGACAUAUGAAGUGGGAGUGGCUGCAGUGAAGGGAAGAAACAUGAGCGUAGUGACAACCAUACAACAGACUUUAAAACCUGAUAGCAUCCGGAUAGCUGUCCCUUACAAAGUUGGCACACACUCUGUGGAGCUCUUUGUGCAGAUGCCCAGAAACAGCAUUUAUGACGGCAUCACCCUUACUUACCAGAAUAAUAAAUUGUGGAGGCCAGUGUCAAAAGACAGCACUAAACUGUUAGUCGACAACCUGAAUCCAGGAACGCAGUAUGACUUUAAUGUGUUUGUGACCAGCAGAAACACCAGCAGUGAAGCCUAUGCACUGCCACCUGUGAGGACCUGUUUGGCUCCUCCCACUCAUGUGCGCGCUGGUGUUGUGACUGACAGCUCUGUAGAGCUCCUUUGGGAUGGGGCUGAGGGGGCGGGCCAUCAUUAUGAGGCGCUGUGUACGAACUGCGCUGAUACUGUCAUGGUGCAGAAGGUAGUCCACACUAGAGCAAUUUUUAAAGAUGUGACUGCAGGAAACCUAUGCAACUUUUCAGUCCGAACCGAGAAGGAGUUUUUCAGAGACAGUCUGGCUGUGUUUAUCACCAUAAGAUCUGCUCCCAGCCCGGUCACCUUGUUGCCAGUGCAGAGGACAUCAGCGUCUCUCAGCGUGCGCUGGAGGGCCGGCCGGGGGGUCUGUGACUCAUUUAUCCUGUCCAUAAGAAACUCAACCUUUAUCCUGCAGACCAGUCAAAGUGCGUCUGAUGACAGAACGUAUCGCUUUGACAACCUGUUGCCUGGAAGUGUGUAUACUGUUGAAGUGAGGAGUGUUAGCGGAGAAAGGCGAAGUUUACCCGCUGCUGUAAACACUAACACACUUCCAGAACCUCCUGAUGACCUCACUUUCAUUGAACAGGAAGUGAGCAGCAUGUAUGUGAUGUGGACACGCCCACCGGGCAAAGUGGACGGUUACAGGCUUCAAUAUGGCUUUGCGGGUGACCUCCCUCUGCAGCACCAGGUUGAUCGUCAUGGCAACAGUGUCAGGAUUCAUGACCUGACCCCAGGAAGUGAUUACAGGUUUGAGAUCCAGUCCUUCCUGGGCUCAGAUUUCAGCAAGACCACAUCUCAAAACAUCUCUACUAGGCCAGCAGGUUUAUGUUCACUCUCUGUGUCUGACAUCAAUGGGACGUCUGCAACAGUGUCAUGGAAAUCAGCCACUGGUCACUUUGAUUUUUAUAGAGUCGUGGUCAGUAACAGCUCUCAUGUCUGGACAUUAGAUGUGAGUCCACACUCGCAGCAGGUCACUGUCAGCAGCCUAUGGAACGGCUGCUCGUACAACAUCACUGUACAGCGCUUCAGAAACAACGUCAGUGGAAACGCCGCCACAGUCACCAUACAUACAGUCCCUGAGAGUCCUGAGGGGUUGCGAGUGAUAAGCAUGUCAUCUCGUGCUUUUUCACUCCACUGGUUGGCAUCACCUGGAUGUGAUAAGAAGUACAUGGUCCAACUGCAUCCUGAACACGGCAAUAUCAGCAUCUCCACCACCACAGCAGACGGCGGUGUCCAGGCUCAAGUGUCCAGUGUAACCCCUGGAACGUCAUACACUGUGACGGUCAAUGCGAUGGCCUCGUCAGGGUUCAGCUCACCUGUCAGCCGAAUACUCGUCACCACUAAUGAAUCCUUACCUGCGGCCCCCUCUAAGCCAGAAGGUGAACGGGUCGGUUCCACUGGGAUCCUGCUGUCCUGGCGGAUGCCUCUCGACCCCUCAAUUCACUCAUUUGUCAUCAGAUACAAGGAAAUGUGUCCAUAUCCCGACCCUACCUUCACUGAGGUCACCAAGAGCCUGGAUAUCCCAGAAACCCUGCUGAACACACUCACCCCUGGAGCGACGUACAACAUCAAGGUUGCAGCAGUAAACAAGGCAGGAAUUGGACCUUUUAGUCAGUCUCUGUACUACAAAACAGCAGAGGCCCCUCCUGGUCUGGUGUCAAACCUCACAGCGUUCGCCGAGGAUCACACGUCGGUGUUAGUGACAUGGUUUCUUCCCGUACGCAUUAAUGGUCUCAUUACUAAGUUUGCAGUGAAAGUCAAACAUGCUCGAACCGGCAUGAUCGUUCGCACGCUCGAGCUUAACGCAGAGGACAUCAUGAACGGAGCCCUGCCUCACUGCAACGAUGCAGCAGACAUCUUAUCUCGUGGAACUCCAAGCCCGUCUCAGUCUUCCCAGCUGACCUCUGCCGUGCUGCCCACUGUUACUCUCUCAGCCGUACCUCCCGCCUCCAUCUGGAGUGUUCCAAUCAGCGUGAAGAUUGAUGAACUCCGCCCCUACACUCCCUAUGUGUUUGAAGUCUCCGCCUUCACCAGUGAUGGCGAGGGCCAGAUCGCCAGCACUAUGGUCCGCAUGCCAGAGGCUGCCCCCGAAGACCCGCCUCAAAAUGUAAUUUUCACAAACAUCACUUCUAAAUCUCUGUCUCUAACUUGGGAAACUCCAAAGAUCACCACAGGAAGGUUCAGUUACGUCAUCCAGCUCCACAGCUCUGAAGGGAUUAUUAGUGAGAACAGCACAAUCGAACUGGCAUUUAUGUACACUGGACUUACUCCAUACACCAAAUACUAUAUCCAUGUGAUGGCCAAAUCAGCAGGGGCCACAGGACCGGAAGCAGUGGUCAACAUUACAACACUAGCAGAAGCUCCGAGUGCUGUGUCUCAUCUGACAGCAGAGGCUGUGGACUCCACUGCAGUCCGUCUGUCCUGGAGACCUCCGAGCCAACCGAACGGACUAAUCACACACUAUCGGAUACGAGUGUUAUACCGCAUUACUCUUGUACAGGACAUCACCCUGCGAGGACAGAAUCCUCCACUUCGUCGCAAUGCAAGGUCACUUGACAUCACCACAUCAUCUGCGUUCAUUCUCACCAACACUGAUACGGAACUGACCUCUGACCUCCCUCUGACCCCGAGCACCCCUCACACACCUCCACCCUGGCUCACAGUGACCCACGACAGAACUGAUGUAUCUGUUGAAGCUGUGACUGAGGAACCGGUCACUAUAGGAACUGAUGAAGCACCAUUGGUUAAUUUAAGCCCCUCCCCGGCCCGCCGUUUCACUAGGGCGGUGGCCACAGACUCCACCCAGCAGCAGACCAAUCCCCCAACGAGAGCUGCCACCACUAUUGGAAUAGAGGUCCUACCUGCCACUGAGGAGACAGCAGACCUGUCAUCUGACCACAUCAUGUAUGUAGUUAGAAGACUGAGUCCUUUCACUGAGUACACAUUUAGCGUGACAGCAAAAAACACCAUUGGAGAAGGGCCUUCCACAGAAGUUAAAGUGAAAACAACUGAACAAGUGCCCAGCUCUGUUCAGAAUGUGUCCUAUCAGAACCUGACCUCCACCUCCAUCCGUGUUACUUGGGAGCCGCCACUGAACCCUAAUGGCAAGAUAACUCACUACACUGUAUAUGCCCAAAAUCUCCUUACAAAGCAGCAAUUACAACAGAUGGCGAACACCACCACUGCAGUGCUCACAGGUCUGGACAAGCACAGCAGUUAUAAGGUGUGUGUGACCGCAUCUACUGCCGUGGGGGAAAGUCCACUAACUAAUGAAGACUACAUCUUCGUCAUGACACUAGAGGAUGAACCGGAUUCUCCCCCGCAGAACCUGACAGUCAUAAAAACCACUUCCUCCACUUCUACUCUCACCUGGUUUCCGCCAGAGAAACCCAACGGCAUCAUCCGCCUGUAUGAGGUCUCCUACACCAACGGCACAUACAGCAACACAGUCAACAGCACAUCACCUACUGCCACACUGCGCUACCUGAAGCCACACACACGCUACAAUGUGACUGUCCGUGCGUUUACGCUACACGGACACGGGAACCAGAUUUCUGAUACUCUACAGAUGCUGUCGGGGGAGGAUGUGCCUGGCAGCCCCCCUUAUGAUUUGACCUAUGAGAACAUCGGAUCCAGCGAGGUGAAUGUGUCAUGGUCGCCGCCGCUUCUCGCAAAUGGCAUCAUCUUGUUCUACAACGUGGAAUACUGGAACGCCACACACAGUCUGAACCAAACCACACACGUGCCUUAUGUCAUCCUGUCCAACCUUCGGAAGUAUGCACGCUACCGUAUCAGCGUACAGGCCGCCACACAGGUGGGCUUGGGAAACCACACGAGUGAGAUCCUGAACAUCACCACGCUGGAGGACGUGCCGAGUGGUCCCGUCCACAACCUGACUGCUGCAAUCUAUAGCUCUACGGCUGUAGUGAUCAGCUGGGAUCCUCCUCUGGAGCCCAACGGCAGAGUCUUCUAUCAGCUGAGCCUCCAAGAGGCGGGUAUGACCCACUCGUCCAUCAACCGCACGGUCAACAUCACCAUCACCAAAACUACCACGGACAACAUUUACCUCUUUACCAAGCUCAGGAAGUAUUUUCCCUACACCAUAAAAGUCACCCCAGCAACCAGCGCAGGGUCGGCCGUAAACCACACUGCAAUGCAGCACCUGCGAACAGAUGAAGAUGUCCCAAGUUCUCCUCCGUUGCCUGGAGCUAGUAAGAAUCUCUCCAGCACCUCCAUCCAUGUGUCAUGGUUCCCUCCUGUGGAAGCCAAUGGCGAGAUCAUAGAUUAUGCUGUAGUUUUACAGGGUCCUGGGACCAUCAACAAAACAUACACCACUGAAACACACCUAAUGCUCUCAGAACUCACUUCAUUUACACCUUAUAAUCUCUCCAUCGCUGCAGUCACCCGUAUAGGUGUUGGGCCUUCCGUGAUUAUUCCACUGCAUACUGAUGAAGCAGUCCCAAUGUCUCCACCACGCAAUCUGAUUAUUUUUAACCACACUGUGAAUUCAGUGUGGCUUCAGUGGGAACCAAGUCCAGAGCCAAAUGGAGUCAUCCAGCACUACGGAUUCCGAAUACUUGAACUGAACACAUACACUUUCAGCUAUCAGAACUCAUCAGAUGCAUCCACACAAGCAGAACUGAGUGACUUUAAACCUCAUAAUUCAUAUGAAAUCAGCGUGUGUGCAUUCACUAGAGCAGGGAAUGGGGAUCAGUAUAGCAUGCCUGUCAUAUUCACCACCAAUGAAUCAGUGUCAGAUGCCGUCGGGAAUCUGACCUGCUCUGGAUUGGAUUGGAAUUCAGUGUACAUGGAAUGGGAGCUUCCGAUUCAUCCUAACGGAGAGAUUCUGUACUACCUCAUUCGCUCUGGAGAUCUAGAGGAGGAGGCUCAUCCUCUCGUGCUCACAGACACGGUGGCACACACAUUCAUCGGCCUGUCGCCUAAUGUUUUCUAUGUCAUCAGCGUGGCUGCAGUUAAUUCAGCCGGAACAGGGGAAGAAGCCAACUGCACCGCACACACUCCACCAGAGUCAGUCCCUGGUCCGCCCCAGUCCCUGACCAUAAUGGAUGUGACCUCUGACAGUGUGUUUUUAAGCUGGCAGCGUCCCGUCCAUGUUCCUGGUCUGUUGCAAGGAUAUAAUGUAGAGAUUCAGCAACUGGCAAGAAGUUGUGAGCCAGAGCAGCACAAGGAGUCCUGUGUGGACAGUGAGCUUGUGGAGUGGGUUGAAGGAGAAGCCAGUGGGGUCACGCUUUCCCCUCUGAUGAAAUACAGAGAGUACCGUAUCAGACUGGUUGCCUUUACCAGAGCCGGAGCCGGAGAACCCUCCAAAUGGAUCCACACACAGACACUCGCAGGAAACCCCGAUGCCCCCCCUGGUGCCAUAUCAGUGGUUCCUUCUCCCACUGGGUUAAAGAUUGUGUGGAACGAACCAUCAGUAAUCUCAGGUCCCACCUCAUACCUCAUUGACAUCACUGCUUUGGAUGGUUCGGGAUAUAACAUAAGUCUUGUACGGUAUUCAGAGGAGAUCAGGGCGGUGGUAGUCGGGAACCUCACUGCAUUUACCUUGUACUCUGUUAUCAUUACCGCCUUCACGGGGCAGCUUUCCAACGCUCGCACAGACGGCAAAGCAUCCAAAGCCAUCCUCGUCAGAACCCUGGAGGAUGAACCCAAAGACCCUCCCAAAAACGUGACAUUGACGGUGAUCCCAGAGGAAGUGACACGUGUUUAUGUAACAUUCUCUCCACCGAAUGAGCCGAACGGAAACAUCAGUGCCUAUCACGUCGCCAUCUAUCGAAAUGGACAACUGGACUUCUACAUUAACAGCCUGUCUGUGAUCAGCAAUCCUAAUAACACUAUGACAGCCAUUAUAGAUGGUCUGAAGGGUGGAUUCAAUUACAGCAUAAGGAUUGCAGCUGUGAAUGGAGCCGGUUUAGGACCAAGUUCGGAGGUUCAGGUCACCACAGGUGUGAAAGCACCACCAAAACCAUCCCGGAUGCCCCGGGCUGCUCUGAACAACGCAGGUGUCAUCAUCUCUACUUCAAAGACCAUCACCAUUGAAAUGCCUGAAUGCUUCUUCACUGAUGACCAUGGACCAAUCCAAAAAGUCCAGGUCAUUGUUUCUGAACCGGCAGUGAUGGACUACGGGAAUCUGUCCAACUGGAAGAGUGUUUUCCUCUACCCUACUGCGCCAUACCUGACCGACGAGGGCUUCGUGAACCCAAAGUGCUCGGAGAAAGCAGAGCGCAUGAGCACAAACACUAACACAUACGUUAUAGGAGCAGAUGAUAGCUGCCUGUCUGAACAGGCCAAGACACUUUGUAACGGUCCCCUCAAACCCAAAACAUAUUAUGUGUUCAAAUUUCGGGCAACAAACAUCCGUGGGCAGUACACAGACUCUGAGUACUCAGACAGGGUCAGAACUGCAGAUGACCGCCUGCUGACCAGAGAUGAGCAGAUCAUUCUUGGGGUCCUGCUGUCAUUUUUCCUGGCAUUGUUUUUAAUUCUGCUUAUAUACGGGUCUGUGAGGAUCCACCGCAGGCAGAAGGAAGGUGGGACGUACUCUCCACGCGAGGCUGAGAUCAUUGAGACCAAGUUCAAGCUAGAUCAGCUCAUUGCAGUGGCCGACCUAGAGCUCAAAGAGGAGAAGAUUAACCGGUAUUCCUCUUUUUUCUAUAGAAGGAAGGAGAUUUUUGUCAUCCAGCUGCUAAGUUACAGGAAAUCUCUCAAGCCAAUCAGUAAGAAAUCUUUUCUUCAGCAUGUGGAAGAUCUUUGUGCCAACGACAAUGCCAAGUUUCAAGAGGAGUUUGCUGAGCUGCCGAAGCUGCUUCAGGAUCUGGCCACAUCAGACGCUGACCUGCCGUGGAAUCGCUCCAAAAAUCGCUUCACAAACAUUAAACCCUAUAACAAUAACCGAGUGAAGUUACUGUCUGAGCCAGGAAUGCCGGGGUCUGACUACAUCAAUGCCAGCUUCGUCUCCGGCUAUCUGUGUCCUAAUGAGUUUAUAGCCACUCAGGGUCCUCUGCCUAGUACUGUCGCAGACUUCUGGAGGAUGAUUUGGGAGACCGGGACCAAAACCAUCGUCAUGCUCACUCAGUGCUUUGAGAAGGGCCGGAUCCGCUGUCAUCAGUAUUGGCCAGAAGACAUAAACCCGUCACUGUUUUUGCUGACAUCAUAAUCACUAAACUCACAGAGGAUGUGCAUCCUGAUUGGACGGUCCGGGUGCUCAGAGUG
Puntigrus tetrazona (Sumatra barb) is the source of this 8002-nucleotide messenger RNA. It is a transcript of the gene ptprq, whose product is annotated as protein tyrosine phosphatase receptor type Q. Lineage: Eukaryota; Metazoa; Chordata; Actinopteri; Cypriniformes; Cyprinidae. Gene Ontology annotation, biological process: protein dephosphorylation. The record is from RefSeq and is a predicted model, not a curated record. Gene Ontology annotation, molecular function: protein binding; protein tyrosine phosphatase activity.